Exserohilum turcica Et28A is the source of this 2673-nucleotide messenger RNA. Its product is annotated as glycoside hydrolase family 78 protein. Bases 1 to 2673 code for a protein of 890 amino acids. The record is from RefSeq and is a predicted model, not a curated record. The transcript has 2 exons. Gene Ontology annotation, biological process: carbohydrate metabolic process. Lineage: Eukaryota; Fungi; Ascomycota; Dothideomycetes; Pleosporales; Pleosporaceae.
AUGGCCCUCAAAGUCACACGCUGCGGCAUAAAUGCCUUUCACGAAGUGCUUGGAAUCGAUACCGACAAGAUACGCUUCUACUGGGUGCUUGACUCGAACCAUGAGGAUGCGCAACAGACAGCCUACCGCAUCGAGGCUUCCACAACCCCAUCAUUCAAGACUCUCCUAUGGGAUUCAGUAUGGGACCAGAACGGCGAGGUUUCUCAGAGCGAUCCAAAUGAGUUCUUCACUGCUUAUCCGCGCUCGAGCGGCUUGUUGCCUCCCUACAGCAUGAAUCAGACUUACAUGCCGCAUACAAGCUUGAUAUUUCGCACAUGGUUCGAGGACGAGCCCAACAGGUGGAAAGGCGUGUGGAUUGGUGACAAUGGCGACAAACCUCUUUAUAUACGGAAGUCCCUUCACUUGGACCAAAAGCCGGCCAGAGCAAUAGUAUUUGCAUCAGGCUUGGGCCAUUUCAACUUCGUCUGUAACGGCGAUGCCAAAGCUGCAAAUGGACAUGUUCUGGAUCCCGGGUGGACGAAUUACCAUCGAACUGUGCAAUUUGUCGCCUAUGAUGUCUCAAACAUGCUACAACAAGGCGAGAACGUACUGGGCGCUCACGUCGGCAACGGCUUUUACGCCGGAGAUCAAGGCGACGAUAGGUUCUUCUGGCCUUGUUACGAAGACAACACCUACGUCCGAUACGGAAACGAGCUAUGUUUCUUUGCCGAGAUCCAUCUUUUCUACAAGGACGGACCGCGCGAGACGGUUACAACUGGUCCUGAUUGGAGGCUACGUAAGAGCGCAACUACACUGGCGAACAUAUACUCUUCCGAGACGAAAGAUCUACGUGCAUAUCCAACUGGAUGGGAUGCUCCUGGCUUCAAAGAGGAUGACCAGUGGAGCAAUGCUACGCCCGUCACUGGUCCUCGAGGUAAGCUCAAAUACCAGAGCCAGCCGCCUGUUGUACUGCACGAGACAUUUGAGCCCGUCUCCACGAAUCAUCUGGAGCCUGGAAUAGCAGCGUUCGAUUUCGGCCAGAACAUGAGUACCAUGGUCAAACUUGAAGUCAGCGGCCCUGCGGGCUCAGAGAUCAUUGUUCGAUUUUCGGAAACCACUGGUAAUGACGGAAAAGUUCUCAUGCCAGAUCCCCUAUUCAAGCAGUUCGAGACGGGCGUCUUUUGCAAGUUUACGCUCUCGGGAACCGGUAUCGAGACGUGGGAGCCAGACUUUUGCUUCACGGCAGCGCGGUACAUCCAAGUCGAGGGCGUUUCGCUGGAUCAAGGCAAAUGCUUUCCUGUCAUACAUUCCAUUACCAGCAGACACGUCUCAUCUGCAGCUCGGCGACUCGGCUACGUCAAGACUGACAAGGAGGACGUCAAUGCACUCAUCAAAAUGUGCUACUGGUCCUUCGUCAGCAACCUAUUCAGUUACCACACCGACUGCCCGCAGAUUGAGAAAUUCGGCUGGCUCGAAGUGACGCACUUGCUCGCGCCGUCGACACAGUACAUCCGCGAUAUGGAGUCUCUCUACACCAAGAUCCUCGAUGACAUUGUCGACGCCCAGGAGCCAAACGGCCUCUGUCCGACCAUGGCUCCUGAGAUGCGGUACAUGUGCGGGCCCCUACACGACACCAUCACAUGGGGCGGCGCCGUCGCGUUACUCCCCGAGAUUCUGCGCUUCUACUACGAUUCCACGCAUAGUUUUGAGAAACUAUUCGACCCCUGCGUGCGCUACAUGGAAUACAUCCGGACAAAAGAACGCCAUGGCGGACUGAUCGAACACGGUCUUGGGGACUGGGGCCGUGACAUUGCGUUUGGAAAUAACCAAGCCAACAUCGAGACGGCGAUUUACUACCGCUGUCUCCGCAAUAUCCAGCGCAUGGCGCACGAGCUGAGGAGGUUUGACGCUGAAGAGCGAUUCCGUGAAUGGGCUGAUGGAAUCUUCAAAGUGUACAACCAACACCUCCUUGUUACAGAUAAAAAACUAUAUCCAUACGCCUUCUACACAUCGAGAGACAAUCCAGGAACCCAAGAUCGCAACAUGGUAGCUCAAGCCAUUGCCUUACAAUUCCACCUCGUUCCCAGCGCACACAUCCCCGAUAUCCAGCGCGCAUUCCUCGCGUGCUGCGCCGCAGCGAAGAACCGCAUGCAAGCCGGUGAAAUCGGGCUCAAGUACAUCUGGAACACGCUCGCGGACCUCGAGCGCCCAGAAAUUGUGCUCGAAAUGGCGCGCCAGGAGGGGCAUCCCAGCUACAUGCGGUUCCUGCGCCAGGGCGAAACAACGCUCAAUGAGUUCUGGCAGGAUGCGUGCCGCAGCAAGAGCCACGACAUGCUGGGUACGAUUUACGAGUGGUUAUACAGCGCGGUUUUGGGACUCGCGCCAGAGACUGAGGCGUAUCGCACGUGGACGCUGAAGCCGCCGCUGAACAGCGAGUUUAAGCGUGUGGAGGGCUGUGUCGAGUGUCCGUAUGGACAUAUCCGGGUUGAGUAUGAGACAGACGAUGAACGCCACAAUGUCAGAAUGAAGAUUACCGUACCGACGAGCACGACGGGGUAUCUGUUGUUGCCGCGCGAGUCUAGUUUGGUGGCUAUAGUGCGGAGACAAGAUGGCGUGGACAGCGACGCCAGAAUGGAAACUGGAUGCCGGAUUCGACUCAAUCCAGGUCACUAUGAUUUGCAGUUGAAACCGUAG